Molecule: messenger RNA, 2472 nt
Organism: Myzus persicae (green peach aphid)
Lineage: Eukaryota; Metazoa; Arthropoda; Insecta; Hemiptera; Aphididae
Gene: l(2)dtl
Product: denticleless protein homolog B
Exons: 10
Coding region: 737-2371 (544 amino acids)
Biological process (GO): proteasome-mediated ubiquitin-dependent protein catabolic process; mitotic G2 DNA damage checkpoint signaling
Cellular component (GO): nucleus
Molecular function (GO): protein-macromolecule adaptor activity; protein binding
Source: RefSeq, a predicted model, not a curated record
AUAGAAUAUUAUGAUCUAAAGUCAUGUACUUAAGUAUUAUCAUGAACUUAUAUAUAUUAUAUUUAUCUUAAUUUAUGGUAUUAUGCGCUAGUGCUUCACAAUUCACAUUAUAGGGACCUACACAGAUCGUGGGGAUAUAGGGCCAUCCCUAGAAUGCACAGAUAGGUAUCUUUACUAAUUACUAGAAAGAGAUAUCUUUAGACUUUGGUUUAUAUAAAUGAUCAUAAAAUUAAUGGACUAAUGAACUAUUGCAAUCUUAUACCCAUAUGGAAACGACAGACAAGACCACAAGUAGAGCACUAUAACACAGAAUAAAAUAUAGUGCCUUACCAAAAAUCAUUGGAUAAUAAGUUAUGGCGCAUAAAAGAGCGGGAGUUUUACCGAUAACUAUACAAAAGAUACGGAUUAAACCAAUUAGUUUUAUUUAUAUUAUGUAUUCAAGAAUGGUAAAUUAAUGUUCAUUCGACAUUCCGAGUUUUUGACUCAUUAAUGUUAUCGGCUUUGAGAACAGUGUUUAAAAUCCAAUUAUUAUUGUCUGUGGAGAAUCGUUCAUUACAACUAGUUAUUUUUAAUUACUAGUAUGAUUAUGUAGCAACUUCAAGAACAUCUUUAUUGAUUGUUGCUACUUGUAGAUGUUCAAUAACAUUACUACCAAAAUAUCGAAUAACCGUAUUUAAUUUUGUUCAUUGGUUCGUGGUUUUAAUUAGUACAUGAUUCAUUUUACACCAGUGGAACUAUGGACACGAUUGAUAUGCUCAAUUAUUUGGAGAAAAGAAAACUUGGCUAUGCCGGAUUUCAAAGCAAAUUGAGUGACAUGCUUAUUGAACAAAUGGGUUAUAUACCUGAAACAAAUGAUAACACACACAAUACAGAUACUAAUGUUGGGAAUACUUUUGCUUGUAAGUUCAGUAGGAAUAAAAACAAUUUACACAUAGUUGGUGUUUCAACUGAACACGGAGAAAUAAUUGUUCAAAAUACUGUAGGUCAUUACAAUGACCAAAACAAACAGUUUAAGAGAAAUGCUAUACAUGACAAUGCUAUUUUUAACUUUGCAUGGGCUGAGCCACAAAUGAAAUUAAUAACGGCCUGUGGAGAUCAAUCCUCAAAAUUAUGUAAUUUAAGCCCCUCAGGGGUACUCGAUGACGAAAGAGAAUUUAUUCAUAAUUCUUCUGUUAAAAGUGUAAUGUUUUGCCCUGGAUCUUCAGAUGUAUUUUGUGGUGGAUGUCAAGAUGGUUCAAUAAAAGUUUGGGAUGCACGUUUAAAUAAUUCUCAAAGAGUUUUGGAGUUUGAGCAUAAUAUACCUAAUACACACGGUAUUUAUAGAUCAAUGUUAAGAAAAAAGCAAUCAAAAAAAAUGUUUGGAAUAUCUACUGUGAUAUUUAAAAAUGAUCAAACGGUUAUAUCUUGUUCUUCCAUGGAUCAUGAUAUCAAAUUAUGGGAUUUACGUAGAAGUUACCGCCAAGUAAAUGGUAGUACAGAACCUCUGCCAGUCAUGAAGUAUUUUAAUAAAGUUAAAGUUUCAUCACUCUGUAAUGGUUAUACAGAUAUAAUAACAAAUCCCCAAUCUACCUUAAUGUAUGCGAGUUGCAUAAAUAACGUUAUUUACUGUUAUUCACUGGAUUCUACAGAAACACAGCCAAUAUGCGAAUACUCUGGUCAUUCACAUGAAACUCCGUACUCCAAAAUUAGUAUUAGUCAUGAUGGCCGUUAUCUGUUUACUGGUUGUAUGCGAAAUAUGGGCAUAAUAUGGUUGACAGAUUUUCCAUAUAAUAAAAAUCCAAUGUUUGAAAUAAAACAUAAGUAUAAUCAGAUAAAUUAUCCAAAUGAAUUAAGUACUUCAGACUGGUGUGCAGAUCCUACAAGUCUUAAAUUGGCAACAAGUAGUGAUUCAAUGCCAAAGUUAUGGUCAAUACUUACUCGUGAACAAAAAAAAUCUGAAGAAUAUUCAAUUUGCCGAACUGCAUUGUAUAAAUCAAAAUCUUCAACAAAAAUAUGUACUGUUCCAAUCAAAAUUGAAGCUGAACUCUUAGAAAAAUAUAAAAAAGAAACAAAAGAAGCCAUAGAAAAUUUGGAUCUCCAAAAUCAAAACUUUGUUCCAAAUGCUGAAAAUUUAAAUGUGAUUCCUAAAAAACCAUGGGAAGUUUUAUUUUGUUCAAAGACAACAUCUCCAUUGUCCACUCAGAUGUCACCCGAGUCAGAAAAAACAUCCACACAUUCUGCGGUUGUGAUUCCUAAUCAGAUCCCAGAAGUAGUUACACCUACUUCAAGUAAAAAACGAAAAAAAAGUAUUGUAUCCCCUAAAAGUUUAAUCGACCAAUACUUGGUGCCUAAGAGUAAACGUGAAAAAUUGGAUACUGUUCAUGAAAUAUAAUUGCUAAUUAAGAUAAUUAAAUUGAAUAAAUCCAAAGAUUAUUUUAUAUAGACUGAUUAUUUUUAUGUAAAACAAAUUUUUGUUUUUAUUUUUAUUACAUU